AACAGUGGGGAUAUGUUCAACAGAAGCAUCAUUCUUGGCUCAAGAUGAUAUUAAUCUCAAAGCUAUUUCCACACGGGAUACAUAUAGGUGAAGCACAGUGACCUUUAAACUUGUGUGUCAAGUUCUCAUCAUCCAGUUAGAAAAAUACGAAAAGAUAUGACUGCUAUUGAAAAGGAAUAUAGAAUAGUACCACUUCAUAAAAGACCAGACCUAAUUCCAGACUGUUGUACAUUACUGAAUUCUGAAUGGCCAAGAAGUGAAACUGCACGGUUAAAAUUUCUGAAUGUAUCAUGCGAUGAGUUUCCCACAUGUCUUAUACUAAUAGACAAAGAGGACAGAGUCCUUGGUCAUUGUAAAAUAUCUUUAAUACCUCGAUUACGUCAUAGUUGUUUUAUACAAUCAGUGAUAAUUGACUACCAGCGUAGAUCUCAGGGUUUAGGAUCUAGACUACUACGUGGAGCUGAGGAACAUGUAGCAAAGAAAGGAAUUAAAAAUGUAUAUUUAAUAACUAAAGGCCAAGAACUUUUUUACCUAAAAAAUGGAUAUAAAACCUGUGAUCCAUUUAAAGCAUCAGGCAUCAAUGAUGUUGUAUAUUCUAGUGCAGCAUUUACUAAAGCAAAGCUUAAAGAAAAAAGUACACAAUAUUGUGGUCCACCACCACCUCCAAUGCCAAACUUUCAGAUGCCAAAGUUCUAUGAUCUAGGUAUCUUAACACACAGAACACAUAUGGUAAAAAGAUUAUCAUCACAGUAACAGUUUUAUUUUUUUCAAGAUUCUUUUAUAUUCCACAAAUGUAUAUUAUUUAUUUAUUUAUCUAAAAAAUUAUUUUUUUAAUUGCUUUUAAAUACAGAAACACUUCUCAUGCA
Molecule: messenger RNA, 866 nt
Organism: Bombus huntii
Lineage: Eukaryota; Metazoa; Arthropoda; Insecta; Hymenoptera; Apidae
Gene: Naa80
Product: N-alpha-acetyltransferase 80
Exons: 4
Coding region: 157-753 (198 amino acids)
Biological process (GO): protein acetylation
Cellular component (GO): cytoplasm
Molecular function (GO): acetyl-CoA binding; N-acetyltransferase activity
Source: RefSeq, a predicted model, not a curated record